CCUACUAGUCCUAGUCUUUCUCCUCUGUAAUAACAAACCGAAGGUAACACGGGCGGACGGAGGCUAGAUCGUCUACUAAAGUUGCCUCGAGGCUCAUUUUUCUCCAAGCAAUGGCACUGCUUUAUCGAGGUGAAUCACGAUGGAAGAUCCUAAGACAUCCUGUUUUCUGGGUGAAGGUCAUUGAGAUUGUAAGUAAAGUUACGAUUCGGAAUAAUGAUCAGGCCCUCUAGUGCGUGUUAAUUAUCUGCAGUCACCAUUUUAUAAUAGCUUAAUUACAUGCUACAUAGAAGUGUACAUCAUUAGAUGGCACUCAACAUCCACUAAAAGCGUUAUAAUUUUUGUUCAUGUUUAGCAUUUAAUGGCUUUGAAGUCAUCACAAGGGCAAACUGACGAGCGAGCACUGAUUUGGGCAAUGUAAGCAGUUAUCUUUUGAAAACAAGUGAAGAUUACGCGGUUGUUUCCAAACGAAGCCCCUUUUUAAGCCUCGUCGUUUACCCUGUUUUAUUUAAAUACCGAAAAUCCUGAAGUUAUUAUUGGGAGAUUUCGUCUUUCGGUGUCAGCCAGAAAAAAGCUAAAUAUUGCUGUUUCGGUAAAACGUGAUAGGAAGAGGAAGAAGUGAAAGGAGUAAGGAAUCCUUAUUUAGAGGUGUGUUAGUUAACUGUCGUAAUUUGCACGUGUUCGAGUCUUAAAACCGCCUGGAAAAUCACGCAGAAAUUUUAUACUGAUGAAAAACUCAUCAUCACUUUCCCUUAAGCAAAUGACUCGCGCUGCUCUAGAUAAGGUUAUUACUUUGAUAACGCAUUUAUCGACGAUCACGUUAUUUCGUGGUUCAUGACUGAAGGAUUAUAAAGUCUUCCGUGUUUUGAAGACAUGCCACGACAUGCAGGUCAUCCAGUAAUAACCGGUGCGAUUAUUGCCAGAAAAUAAAUUUCGAUCAAACAGGUCACAGCUGUAACAAAUCAAAUGAGCCGGACUUCAUAUCUGCUAUAUAACGACUCACAUGAUUGACAAUGUUGUCUAUUGUUUGGUACAACAAAGAACAGAGCCACAGUUAUUAUAAGAAAGCAAAUGUGGAUAAGCAGCGCAGAUAAAAUAAAUAUUUCCAGCACCGGAAACAAUGAUCAGCCAUCUGAUGUUUACUGAUCAAAUUUGGCUGAUGUCUGUUUAAUUUCACAAUAUGAUCAAACAUGUUGUCAGAGUGUCUUCAUCUGAACAGUUCUUCUUGAUUUUUUUGUCAUUUAAGCCGGUGCCACAUUAGAGCUUUUUUUGUUUUUUGAAGUAAAAAAUCAGUCAAGUGACCCCUAAUUUGACAAACUUGCCAAAUUUUCUCCAUUCUUCAAAGGAGCCGAUGUCCGGCCUCACAGCUUCUUUUGGGUUAUUUUUUAACCAUUUGGCUGUCAUGGUACACAAGACAUGUCUAGCUAUUCUAGUCUGGUGUGCAGUUUGGCAAGACACAAUAAUUUUUUUCCUUGUCCAUCUUUGGCUUGCAAAAAUUGGCAAAUAUUUGAAUUUGCUCCAGUGUGAUUCUGCCCUUAUCCAAGUAAAUUGGCUGAUGUAGAAGUAAUUUAUACUCUUAUUUUCUUGUUAUAUCUUUAUGGGUAUUUUUUUACAUCCAAUAAACCCAAUUAAUUAAAAUUAAGUUUUGUAUUUCCUGUCCAUUCCUCAACUAUAUUACAGAGCAGCUUUGAAAUAUCAUUUUUACCGACAAGCAUGAUUUCAGUUGCAGGAUUUUCAUUUGUCUGUUGUUGAACUACUUCAAUCUUUUAUUUCCUUCUUUCAUGAUUCUCUUCAGUCUAAAUAUUCCUUUCACCCACUCUUAAAUAUACUUGGAAAAUUUCUGACACUUCUUUGGUUCUCUAGACAUCAUAAUUUCAAUUGAGGCAGCAGUUUAUGCACCAGUGUUUACUACAAACCUACAGAUUUACAUAGCUACUUGUAUUCAUCUUCACAUCUGUCAUACGUCAAGAAUUCCAUACCUUUUUCAUGGUCUCUCAGACUUUGUUGUUUAUACAGUGACGACUCUAAUUUUUCUGAAAAAUUGGAGGUAACGUGCCAGUUGUUUUGAUAAACAUGACUGUCUUGUUUCUUUUGUUCAAGCAGGCCACCACUGUGCCAAAAAAAUUGAUCAACAGUCAGUGCUACAAACAGCUGAGAAGGAAAACACUCACCACAUUCCAAUUACUCUCACACUUCACCCUCACAACCACAUAGUUAAAUCUAUCAUUCUUAAAACUUUAAUUACUCCAAAACGAUUCAGAGACUGGUACUAUCUUUUCACAACCUCCACAAAAUGUUUUUGGUUAGAAGUUCAUUUCAAACCAAUGACCAAUCUGGAACUUUCAUAUGCGCUCACUCACAGUGCAAAACUUGUCCUUUCAUUCUUAACAUAGAGAAAAUGUCAGGACCCAAGAGAUCCAUUUACAUCACUAAUCACUUUACCUGUAUCUUUGCCACUGUCAUUUACUGCAUAACUUGCAUUUACUGCAUAACUUGCACUUACUGCAUAACUUGCACUUACUGCAUAACUUGUACUUACUGCAUAACUUGCACUUACUGCAUAACUUGCACUUACUGCAAUAAGUUAUACAUUGGUGAAACAGGAAGACGAUAAGGUGACCAAUUCCGAAAACACCUGCAUGACAUAGAAAGAAAUGACAAGGGCGCAUCCUAAUCAGCUGCUAGACACUUUAAUCUCCCUAAUCAUUCUAAACUACAUAUGGCAGUUUGCAGCCUUUCCCUACAUCUAGGCAGUUCGGAAAGCUGCAAAACACUCGAACAAAAAUUUAUCUUCCUAACCAGCACUCUUAAUCCCCAUGGUAGGUCUAUUGAUUUAGAAAAUGAAUUGAGGAAAUCUUGGAAGGAUCUGUGGGAGUGACAAAACACUUGGAAUUUUUUCAUUAAUUAAUCUUUUAACCGCUAAGAUUAAAAAUGAUUGCCAUUAAAAAAAAAAAGCUCUAGGUUUUCAUUUUGUCAGUACCUUAGGAAAUUUAUAGAAAACAGUAUGAAGAAUAUGCACAUUAAUGUUAGGGUAUUAACUCUUUAACUCCCAGAUCAAAUUUGAAAUUCUCCGUACUGUCAACCAUACAAUUCUUAUAAUAUGAAUAUGAAAGUGAUCUUCGCAGUAAUGAACACUACUUGAGCAGCAGUGAAAAUAAGGCCUGAAAAAAAAUUAAAGCCGGCAUGGGAUUUGAACCCAUGACCUCUGAGGAUUACUUUCAUAUUCACGUUAUUUUUCGCAGUUCAAGUAUAUGACUUUCUUAUAUUAACAGCCGUUUAAUUCUUAUAAUGUUAGUUCAGAGAAUUUUGUACUGGAUCAACUAAUUCUCCCCAAAUUGAUAUUUUUCUUUAUUCUCAUCACUUUUCUAGUUGUUAUUGUAUUAGUAUUGUAAGGAGAAAUUCUGUCUUGGUUAAAGAUUAACGCUGAAUCAUUUCUUACAGGUUCUGAGCUUCACUGUUGCUCCUUUGGUUAUCACUUACAAUGAUAAGGGAGGGGUAUACAAGGAACACAGCGAUAAGAGUUUUAAUAUCACUGUGAAAUACCCUUUUGAUUACAACAAUGAAACUGCAGUUUACACUGACGAAGAUGAGCCACUCACAAGCUUCAACUUUGACCCAGCCAUUAAAGUUUGCGCACAGUUGUUUGUUGGUGUUGUCAUAGUAGCAGGACUGUUGGCAAUAGCUAUGCUGCUGAUAUCGUGUGCAAUUCAUAGAGAUGAGAGAGUGGCAAAUAAAGUUUCGGCUGCAGUAAGUGAAAAUUUUGCUCUAUUUGAUUUAAGUUCACUUCGUCUGAACAGAAGAGUGGGAUCCCCAAACCUGGGAUUUCAUGCAAGUUGAAUCUGUUUUUUUAGUUCUUGUCCUUGCAGAAGAGAUUUUUCUGUGUUUUGUCUAUGUUCCCUGGUUCUCUUUCCUCCUGCUUUGUUAAGGUCUACUGCUAAAUUACAAUUUAUUAUUUUAUGUUUUCUACCUAAUUUUUGUUGAAUUGUUCCCAAGUGAUUUACAAAGGAACACAAGUUGCCAGUAGGGAGAAUUACAAAUCAGAUAUAGAGAGAAAUCAACUCCAAAGAGGGAAAUUGUCUAAGGCAGCUGAUGGUUCAACCCUAUAACCGCCAAGAUCUAAAUUGUGAUUCUCUCCUCUGGGUCUUUUACAUCUCCUUGUGUAUUGUGUUUGAUAAUCAAGAGUUUUGUCAAGAUGGUACUUUGCAUAAUUUUAUAUUAAUCUUGGAGAGAAAUUUAGGUGUUUAACCCUCCAACUCCACUCCUGAGAUCUGAUUGUUCAUUCUACUCUCUAGCUGCUACACAUUUCCUUGUAGGUUAGACAGGAGAAUUUGGUGUCAGAUCAAGGUCACUUCUACCAGAUAGUUUGAGUUUUCUCUUCACCUGUCUGCUGGAUUAUGUAUGAAUAGUAUAGGGAGAAGUUGUACAUUAAUCACUUCUGAGGGUUGAGGAUUGAGGAAGACUUCUAUUUCACAGGUUUUUAGAUGGUACCUCCCUGAUAACAGAGUUUUUUUUUAAUUCAACAUUGGUUUCUUUCAGGAGGUAUUUAUUUCAGUUGUGAUGGUAGUACUUGUAGCAGUAAUUACAAGCCUCUGGUUGUACAACAUUCUGGAAUUGAAAAAAGAAGUCCAGGGUGAAAUUGUAAAUGUCAUCACAACAUUGGGGCCAGUGCGCUGCAAGAACUGUGUGGAAUUCUUACCCGAUUAUUCAGCAUUAUUUGCUUCAGUGGUGAGCUCAUUCCCAAUGACCAUGAUUGUGAAUAAUUUUAUAUAAUUCAACUAUUACAGUAACUAAUUUCAACCCAAGGGUAAAAAACCCCCCCCCCCAUAGGGGAUCAUUUUACAGGAUCUAAUGAUAAUUGUUCUGAUUGAAGAGUUUGGCACCUCCCACAUCAAACAGAAACAGGUUAACAUUUGGUAAUUCUAAGGCACCACACCCAGAAAUUGACAUGUACCUCUUCUGGGAUUCCUCUCAAACUCUCCUAAUGUCAUUUGUUUCAUUUCUGCAUUUCUUUGUGAAAAUCCUUUCUCAUACUUCAUUGUGAAGACACCUUGUGGAUAUAAGUUAAAAGUAGAGAAAGAUGUUUUUCAUCUUGUCUCAUGUGUGAGACAAAGAAAAAAUUCCCCAUGAGGAAUCAAAUCUCAGACCUUUGGAUUCCACGCUACAAUGUUUGUAAAUCAACAUCACUGAUCAUAGUGGUAUGUAUGGAUGCAUGUUAUGUAUGAACAUCAUAUUGGGCUUCGCUCACCAUAGAGUCUCUGUGGCUCAGUGGUAGCACAUUGGAGCGCAGAACCUGAAGGUCUGAGGCUCGAUUCCUCACAGGGACUCUGUUUUUUUUUUUCUAUGUCCCAUGCUGGUGACAAGAUGAAAAAAAACCCCUCUUUAUUUCUUUUACUGAGCUCAAAACUUACAAUCUCUCUUAUUCAAUUAAGGUAAAAGUAUCUCUCACCAAUUGAAUGCGGUGACCUUAGGGUUAUUGUGCUGGAGUCUUGGCCAAAGUCCAGAUUUGUGUUAUUUUCAAGGGCUAAACAUUUCAGUUCUCAGUGCCUCUCUCUAUCCAAGAGUAUAAAUGGAUACCGGUGAAUUAAAUGCUGAUGGGGGGGUACCUUGGAAUGGACAAGGUCCCCCCCCCCCCCAGCAUUUCAAUCACCUUCCCUGACAAUUCACCGGUAUCAGGGGGCAGUUGUAAUAAUCCUAGUUGCUUCCUGCUGUGGAAACCAGGAUAAGUUCUGGCUGAAUGUGCCUCUUGGCUUGAGUAAAACUUACCAAUAAUAAAACUAGUUGUAAUUUUCUAUUUUUCUUCCUAGGGCCUGGCUUACUUGUCACUUGUGAUUUGGUUGCUCAACACUUCACUUGUUUUCUGUGAUACAAUAAACAUUUCUGAUCAAGUGAAUGCCACCAGUUCUUUGAUUUUCACUCAAGGGCAGGAGCUUGCAGACAAAUCUCAAGAAACAAACCCUGUGGAGACCACUGCUUAACCCGGUAACCGGACAUUUCGCACAAAAGACUUUUUGCACAAGUCUUUUAGCACAAGUUUUGGACCGUUUGCACAAUUCUUAGUGGUCAUUUCGCACAAUGUGUGAAAAGUCUUUUGUGCGAAAUGUCCUGUAUUCCUUAACCUUUUUAACUCCCAAAGUGAUCAACAUGUUACUUCUCCCUAUAAUAUCCAUACAUUAUCCUCCAAACAUGUAAUGAGAAUACUCAAACUUAUCAGGAAUAAGUUGUCAUCUUGAUCUAACACCAAUUUCCUGUAACUAAUUUACAAGGAAAUGUGUAGCAGCUAGAGGGGAGAAUUAGCAAUCAGAUCUUGGGAGUUAAAGAGUUAAAAGAGAGCGAUAGGUGGCUCUGGCAUUUUUAAGGGUGGAUGACACUAUCUGCUUGGUAAAUCUCUAUCUGGUGAAUGGGGCUGUCUGUUUUUUAACCCAUAACACUUAGUGGCUGGAUAAUGAUUUACCUUUUGGAUAGUAUUAUUUGCCCUUUCAACAACAUGGCCCAGGUAUAGAACUGCCAGGUCAUCAGUAGCUUUAUGCCAGCAUUCUUUGUAAAUACAAGAAUAUGUUUUGUUUAAUUGUAAUUAAUUCACUUCAAAUGUAAUCACAGAAAAAAAAGAGCUUUUUAUGGUGGCUUGGAGUAAAAUUCUGCUUGGGAAAAUUUUUUUGCGCUUUUUUAAGAAGCUCGUUAGAAUAUAGUUCUGGUUGAAAUGUUAGUUAACCAGGCAUAGUCUUUAUAUGUUAAGGAAAACCAUUAAUGAUAAUAAUUGUGAAUAAUGGUAAAAUAAAAGUAAUCAAUGAAGAAGACAAAUUGAAAAUUUCAAGGCUAUUAGAUAAGAGUGAAAAUUUUAACAUUAAAAUGCUUAAUAAUGUUAUACAAUUACACAUAUGAAUAUAUCUGUAAUUAUUUAUAUUAUAUGCUGAUUAUAGUAAAAAUAUAUACAUUGCGACAUGUUCUUUAAAUCUUUGAUAGCCCUGCUUUGCACAGAUUUUAUAGUCAGCUUCAAUAGCAACUGCUAUUUUGGUCAAAAAAGAUAGAAAACAUGUCUUUUUCAAACGGAGGUUGACCCAAGUGAAGAAAACAUCUCUCGUUUUUAAAUUUCAAAUAACGAUUUAUCUUUUCCUCUCCCCCCUUUGUAAUCGUAAUGGUAAUUGGACCGAAUGGAGUCCAAUUUGGUCUGUAAUUAUAUGAGUGACGAACAAAAUCAGACGACUGCAAAGCAGGAGUCCAAUUUGUUGAUCACGAGUAUGAUUACAGACAGAAUUGGACGACAAGAAGCCUUGUUACUAAUUAAUCAUAACCAUUUCAAUUUCCGAAACGAAAAAAUACACCUUGAACAAAUAUCUCCAGUGGAGACAAUGUCUUAAGUUAAAAGUUCUUCUGUUUUGGAAAGUCCCCAGUUUUUCCUUGGAUAAGUGGUUGUUGCUAUGGUUCUUUUGUUCUUUUCUGUGAUUGGUGGAUUAGCUGAGUGAACCUAGUAUGAUUGGCUGGUUCAACUGUCCGAUUACAGAUGUCCAGUUACAGCCAACUGUCCGAUUACAACUGUACAGAAUGAUAAGUGAAAAAUGAAGCUGCGAAUGCAUCAAUAAUAAUGUUUGUGGAAUUUGUAAUGGUUAUAAUUAUUUUUGUAUUUACGCGCCGCACGUGAUUUCACAAAUUAGCCAAUCACGUCCAAAAAUUGGACGACUGACAUGGACACUUUCCGCGCGCCAAUUUCGUUCAAAACUUGAAAUUUUAAGAAGUUUCAGAGUUUUUGUUUUAGCCAAAUGUUGUCGUUAAUUUAACAAGUUUAAUACAUAUUUUCUACAAGGUUUGGACCUUAGCCUCCUUUUUCGUAAAUGGAGUUUUUAUACCAACAGCACCCCUGGAUGUGUUACUUUCUGUAUCACUUGUUAAUAUUUCCCGGCGAUGAACAUAACUCCAGGUUUAGAGCACUCAGGAAUAUAUCAUAUGUAUGGAAUAUCAAUAUUCUUGAAAGAUUCGUGCUUAGCUCAAAAUACUUGCAGCAACGUCAUGUAAGCUCUUGUAAUAUACUACCUUUGUCCCAAAACCAUCAUUUCAACUUGCAAGUAAAAUGAUGAAAGUAGCAUAUCGUUUAGACCGAAUUUCACUGUACAGUUGAACUUCAAG
This is a messenger RNA of Pocillopora meandrina, 8115 nucleotides long. Lineage: Eukaryota; Metazoa; Cnidaria; Anthozoa; Scleractinia; Pocilloporidae. The record is from the annotation of a GenBank genome assembly.